CCAUUUUCAGACUACUUCUUAGUCUACUGAUGGAUUACAGAGUCUCGCUUCGUCGUUGGUCGUUGCCAACUCUACAUGUCUGUAGCGCAUAGUCUCUUUAAAGCAUAAAAAUCUCUGUUCGUCUCUGUAAAGCUCAAAAAACCCGCCAUGAAACCUUCAGAAGACGAUCCUAUCAACCUCUCGAACCGGCUUUUACAUUCUCUGCUGGAACAAAUCCCUCACGUACAGAACUUCAAGGGAAAAUGGGCUUCAAGCAGGACCAAACUCAGCGAUCUACAAACCCAACUCGCCGACUUCAACGAUUUCCCGUGCUCUACGUCUCACCCUCUCUGUCUCGACCUCCUUCACUCCAUUUCUCAUACCCUAAACGAUGCCGUUUCACUCGCUGAAAAAUGUCAGAGCGCUAACCUCACUGAGGGAAAGCUUAAGACGCAGAGCGACAUCGAUUCUGUUCUGGCGAGGCUCGAUCGGCAUAUUAAGGACAGUGAGAUUUUGAUUAAGAGUGGGGUUCUUCAAGACUGCGUCGUUUCAUCUUCUUCCAAGAGGGAGGCCGUAAGGGUUGAGACGAGGAAUUUUCUAACUCGGUUGCAGAUUGGGAGCACUGAGGCGAAGAACUCGGCGAUGGACGCGUUGCUAGGGUUGCUUCUGGAGGAUGAUAAGAACGUUAUGAUUGCAGUGGCGCAGGGUGUAGUUCCCGUGCUUGUUCGCUUACUUGAUUCAAGCUCUUUGGAGAUGAAAGAGAAGACUGUUGCCGCCAUUUCUAGGGUCUCAAUGGUGGAUAGUAGCAAGCACGUCUUGGUUGCGGAGGGAUUGCUUCUCCUGAAUCAUUUGCUUCGUAUUCUCGAAUCAGGGAGUGGUUUUGCCAAGGAAAAGGCGUGUAUUGUCCUUCAAGCUCUAAGCGUUUCAAAAGAUAACGCGAGGGCUAUUGGUUCUAGAGGCGGAAUUUCAUCGCUAUUAGAGAUUUGUCAAGCCGGCACGCCUGGUUCACAAGCUUUUGCUGCUGGGGUUUUGAGAAAUCUCUCUGUAUUUAGCGAAAUUAGUGACAAUUUCAUCGAGGAGAAAGCAAUUUUCGUUCUUAUUGGCCUGGCAGCUUCAGGGACUGCUGUAGCCCAAGAGAAUGCUAUUGGGUGUUUAUGUAAUUUGGUUUCUGAGGAUGAAAGCUUGAAGCUUUUAUUGGCUAAAGAAGGGGUAAUUGAGUGCUUAAAGAACUACUGGGAUUCAGUUCCUUCAGUGAAGAAUCUCGAAGCAGCUGUUGAGCUGUUGUCUCACUUGGCUUCAUACAACCCAGUUGCAGAAGUUCUUGUUUCAGAUGGAUUCAUUGCUAGACUCGUAGCUCUACUGAAUUGCGGUAUUUUGGGUGUGAGAAUUGCAGCUGCUCGAGCUGUUUACGAGCUUGGGUUUAGCACUAAAACAAGAAAAGAAAUGGGUGAAUGUGGGUGCAUUGCACCAUUGAUCAAAAUGUUGGAUGGUAAAGCUGUUGAAGAGAAGGAAGCGGCCGCUAAGACCUUGUCAAGUCUUGUGUUGUAUGCAGGUAAUAGAAGGAUUUUCAGGAGGGAAGAAAGAGGGAUAGUGACUGCAGUUCAGCUUUUAGAUCCUUUGAUACUGAAUUUGGAUAAGAAAUAUCCAAUCUCUGUAUUGUCUUCCCUUGUCCAUUCCAAAAAGUGUAGAAAACAAAUGGUUGCGGCUGGUGCUACUGUGUACUUGCAGAAACUUGUUGAGAUGGAUAUUGAGGGGGCUAAGAAGCUCUUGGAAAUUCUUGGCCGGAGUAAAAUUUGGGGCAUCUUUUCCCGACCCUAGCAGUGCUAGGAAUCUUCGGAAGGCAUCAGGAUAAUUGAUUUCUCUGUAUGUACAAAAGUUGAGUUUUUGUUGAUUCUUGUUUAAUUUCAACUCUUGUUUCCUCAUUUUUAGUGUAAAAUGUUAAUCUUUGUUGAUAAUGAUUGGAAAAUUUGUGAUAGAAGUAAAUGCGUUUAGCCUAAUUUCCCAUGAAAAAAAAACUACUUUGUUGACAAAAUCUUAGUUUGGUUACCUGACCAGAUUGGAGGUUGUGUUUGUACUAAAUAAAACUAGAUAAUGGAAAUUCUCUCUUAUUUGUAA
Molecule: messenger RNA, 2094 nt
Organism: Tripterygium wilfordii
Lineage: Eukaryota; Viridiplantae; Streptophyta; Magnoliopsida; Celastrales; Celastraceae
Exons: 1
Coding region: 148-1797 (549 amino acids)
Molecular function (GO): protein binding
Source: RefSeq, a predicted model, not a curated record